UGUCAGCCCCGCACCGGAUCGGGUUGUCAAAAUAUUAUUUUCUGUUGCAAAAACGGAAGCUCUUUUGAGGUGCACGUAGAUUCCUUGGAAUCUAUUCCAAAAUCUAUUAUAAUCCUGCACAAAUCUACUAGUUAAUGUGAGUAGUUAUUUAGAAGAAUUGGAAGUUAAACCGAAUGAUUUGUAAAUACUUGUGUAUCGUGAUUUAAUUAGUAACGCUAAUAGGUAAUCAAUGGCUAAGGUGCUAAUUAUUGAACCUUUCUUCGGAGGCUCGCACAAACAGUUGCUCGACACAUUUCUUCAACAGUUCCACCCAGCGGAGUAUGAUUUGUUCACAUUGACGGCCAAAAAGUGGCAUUGGCGUUCCCGUAUCGGGGCACUCUAUUUCUCCGAGACCAUUCCCAGGGAACACCAAUAUAAAACGCUCUUCACCAGCUCCGUGCUGAAUCUGGCUGAGCUGAUUGGCCUGCGUCCGGAUUUGGCCAUCUGUCGAAAGAUAGUCUAUUUUCACGAGAACCAGCUAAACUAUCCGGUGCGUGAAAUCAAGGAGAGAGAUUGCCAAUAUGGUUUGAAUCAAAUCAUGACCUGCCUGAGUGCGGACCAAAUUGUGUUCAACUCGCAGUACAAUAAGAUAUCGUUCUUGGAUAAUAUUAAGAGCUUCCUAAACAUUGCACCGGAUUUGAAGCUGAAGAACUUGAAGGAGAAGCUUGAGCCUCGCUGCGAAGUUCUUUACUUCCCGAUACCGUUUCACUCUAUCCCAAAGCGUGUGUUCACCAAAAACGAAAAACCGUUGCAUCUAAUUUGGCCCCACCGAUGGGAACAUGACAAGAAUCCCCAAUUUCUGACCAACACGCUACUAGAGUUAAACAAACGGCAGGUGGACUUCCGGGUGUCUAUUCUAGGCGAACGGACACAGUCUACCCCGGAAUGUUUUGAAAACAUAGGCGAGCUUCUCAAGGAAAAACUCAUCAACUUUGGGUAUCUGAGUAAAGAUGAAUACAUUCGUACGCUACUGGACGGAGACGUCGUGAUAUCAACCGCAGGUCAUGAAUUUUAUGGGGUUGCCAUGCUAGAAGCUUCCUACUGUGGUUGUCUACCAGUGGCACCCAACAAGCUAGUCUACCCCGAGAUUUAUCCGGAAACAAGCUUGUACAAUACAUCGAACCAAUUGAUCAAAAUGCUGUACAAUUGGUGCAAGAAUAGGCAUCUCUUCGAACGUGAUCGAGCGAUUUUCUAUGAAAAUUUUGAUUUCGACAAAUAUUCUUCGGUGAGCAUUGUUCCCAAGUUCAUAUCGAUGCUAAGAGCGCAUAUCAGCACCCCCAGUGCUGUGAAUGGGGUCUGAGCAGAGGGUGCACCGUAGCUCAAUUCUUUAGCAGUUGUUCUAGUUAUAAAGGGUCGGAAUUCUUCCAGUAUAUACGUGUAGGUAUAUUGGUACCAGGCCAAAUAUGUGUCAGCGCGUUCAUUCGCCACCAUCGCCAAACGUGAAAUCAUUCGUCAACGUGCAAUCUCGCGCCACUAUUCACUAUUCGUAGGGUCUACUGAGGCACAAAACUGUUUGUUCUAAUCAUUAGUGUAGUGUUUUAUAUAAAUUAUGUAAGUUGAAACUCUAUGUUGGACAUUUAAUGUUUUUGGUUAAAAAUUAGUAAUUUUUAGUAGUUAUACAAAAAUCAUGAUGAGCUUGAAAAUUUGAAUUGUUGGGUUAUUAUGCUAUAAGAUUAUUUCCAGCAAUUAAUUGGUUAUAUACUUUGAUAAUGGAGAAACAAUUGUAUUGUAUAUUACAAUACAACAGUUAGAUUUCAAUUACUAAACUGAAAUAUUGGGAAUCAACAUAUUCGUAGAUAAUAAAAUGGAGACUUAAAAGUA
Armigeres subalbatus is the source of this 1860-nucleotide messenger RNA. RefSeq names its product glycosyltransferase-like domain-containing protein 1-like. Gene Ontology annotation, molecular function: glycosyltransferase activity. The transcript has 4 exons. Lineage: Eukaryota; Metazoa; Arthropoda; Insecta; Diptera; Culicidae. The record is from RefSeq and is a predicted model, not a curated record. The coding region runs from base 230 to 1339 and encodes 369 amino acids.